ACUGAGCUUAUUACUCAGUCUCCUUUUGCCUUUUCCUUAUCUUCUUUGAAAUCUGUUACUCUCCUUUUUGUCUACCUCCAACUUCUGCUUUCCCCAUCUCUUGGUAGACCUGUUCCUGUUUCUGUGCCUUUUCUCUCUGUGGGGUUUCCUUCCUCCCUCAGCAAAAAUGAUAUAUUGGUGCAGCUUCUGUAUCUCCGUCAGUGUAUUCUUUUUCUUAUUUUUCACUGUUCUUCUUUCCCUUCCUACUCAUAAUACAGAAAUGGAACUUUUAUGUUUGUUAUUGACUUUUAUGUUUGUUUAUAGAUCUAUGAUUCUUAAUUUUCAAGGCUAUUAAACAAAACAUUUAAAUUUCUCUCCAUAAAAAUAGGUGGUAUUUGGCAGUUAGUGACUGCCAAAAGGAAACUGAUACCCUGCCAUCUUCCCAGAACUGGUUUUGCAAUAAAUAAUGAGAAUUUAAUGAAAUACUUCUAGGAUAUAGGUGUACACAGAGGAAACUAAUAUAAAGUUAGAGGGGCCUAGUGCUUCAACUGUAAAUUCCAAUUGAAAAUCAGUUUGGUUGCUGAGCAGAGAACAAUUGUUUAAGGUUUAAAAAUGGACUUAUUUCUUCAAAACUUUAAAAAGGAUUUUAUCUUCGAAAGUGAAAUUCCCAAGGACCCCUUGAAGGCCAUUCUGUUGGACUUGGAAUGUCACUUUAUGUGAAAUUUACUUAAGGAAGACAUUCUGUUUCAUGUGGAAGAUACAAUUGAGCAGCAGCUUGAAUUCGUCACCACAGAAUCCAGACUUACUCUUUAUAACCUACUGGCCUACAUGAAACACCUAAAAGGCCAAAAUGAAGAUGCCCUAGAAUGCUUGGAACAAGCAGAAGACAUAAUGCAGCGAGAGCACUUGGACAGAGAAGAAGCGCGACGUCUGGUCACUUGGGGAAACUAUGCCUGGGUGUAUUAUCGCAUGGAUCAGCUUAAGGAAGCUCAGAAGCAUUUAGACAAGAUAGGGACUGUCUGUAGGAAACUGUCCAGUCCUUCUGACUACAAGUUGGAAAUGCCUGAGAUUGACUGUGAGAAAGGGUGGGCACUCUUGAAAUUUGGAGGAAAGUAUUACCACAGGGCAAAAGUGGCUUUUGAGAAGGCUCUGGAAGCAGAACCUGACAAUCCAGAAUUUAACAUCGGCUAUGCCAUCACAGUGUACAGGCUGGACUAUACUGACCGACACGGGUGUAUAAAGAGCUUUUCUCUGGGCCCACUGAGGAAGGCUGUCACCCUGAAUCCAGGUAAUGCCUACAUUAAGGUUUUACCGGCGCUGAAGCUUCAAGAUGUACAAGCAGAAGAUGAAGGGGAAAAGUAUAUUGAAGAAAUCCUGGACCAGGUAUCUUCCCAACCUCAUGUCCUUCGUUACACAGCCAAAUUCUACAGGAGAAAAAAUUCCUGGGACAAAGCUCUUGAAGUUUUGAAAAAGGCCUUAAAAGUGACACCAAUGUCUUCGUUCCUGCAUCACCACAUGGGACUUUGCUAUAGGGCACAAAUGACUGAAAUCAAGAAGCCUACAGACAACAGACCUACAGAGGAGGAUAAACUGAGAAUGGACAGGCUUAUUACAAUGGCUGUAUCUCAUUUCGAAGUAGCUGUGCAACGAGACUCCAAGUUCCCAUUUGUCUACACGGACCUGGCCAGCAUGUAUGUUGAGGCAGGCCAGUGUAGCAAAGCUGAAGAGGUAUUCCAGAAAGCCCUUCAUCUGGAGAACAUAACCGAUGAUCACAAACAUCAGAUCCACUACUACUAUGGCCGCUUUCAGGAAUUUCACUAUAAAUCAUAAAGUACUGCCAUGCGCCAUUAUUUAGAGGCCUUAAAGAUCAGCGACCAGUCAUCCCUCCAUCCCAAACUGAUAAGUGUUCUGAAGCAACUGGCUGUAAAGAGUCUUGGUCAUGAUGCAUCAGAUGUGCAGAGUUUAAGUGCCCUGGGGUUUGUUUACAAGCUGGAGGGAGCCCGGAGGCAAGCUGUUGAGUACUAUGAGCAGGCCCAGAGGCUAGAUCCAGAAAAUGCAGAGUCCCCUGCUGCUCUCUGUGAGCUUCGAUUUUCUAUUUAA
This is a messenger RNA of Lontra canadensis (Northern American river otter), 2079 nucleotides long. RefSeq names its product interferon-induced protein with tetratricopeptide repeats 5-like. Gene Ontology annotation, cellular component: cytosol. The record is from RefSeq and is a predicted model, not a curated record. The transcript is spliced from 2 exons. Gene Ontology annotation, biological process: defense response to virus. NCBI's taxonomy places the organism in Eukaryota, Metazoa, Chordata, Mammalia, Carnivora, Mustelidae. Gene Ontology annotation, molecular function: protein binding; RNA binding.